This is a messenger RNA of Alnus glutinosa, 2877 nucleotides long. RefSeq lists its product as uncharacterized. Gene Ontology annotation, biological process: intracellular monoatomic cation homeostasis. The coding region runs from base 236 to 2533 and encodes 765 amino acids. The transcript is spliced from 15 exons. Gene Ontology annotation, cellular component: mitochondrial inner membrane. Gene Ontology annotation, molecular function: ribosome binding; calcium ion binding. The record is from RefSeq and is a predicted model, not a curated record. NCBI's taxonomy places the organism in Eukaryota, Viridiplantae, Streptophyta, Magnoliopsida, Fagales, Betulaceae.
UGCACUCUCCUCUGAAGCUGCCAUGUAUAUCGCUUGCCCCGGCUUCAUAACCCUCUCUAAAACCUCACACUUUUCUCGAGCCCGCUUUGACCCUAACUUUCUGCUCUCGGCGAGAUCGAUCGUCCGACGUUGAUUUCUCGGUCACCGGUUCUGAUUUCUCACAGAAACCCAGCUCAACUGGGUGGUCUUUUGAGAAAUGUGAAUGUGUGUCUCUUUGUAAAGAGAGAGGAAUUUGAUGAUGGCAUCCAGAGCAAUUUUGAGAAGGAAGAGAUUCAUUUCUGGUUACGUGAAUGCCUCCACUCGCUCAAUUCAAAGUUUCCCAUGUAUCGGUCAUGGGCAUGCUCUGCAGAAUUUGGAUUCACAGGGUCCCAAGUGCAGUGAAGACUACCCUUCUACAUAUUUUAGUCGCAUGAAGGAUGGGGAUAAAGUUUCGGUGGCAAAAGAGGGAUUAUUACCCUUUUCAGGGUUAGGACAGUUUAGGCAUGGAUAUUAUGGAAUUACAGUUUUGGGCUUUGGAAAUGGCAGAUCGAAAGACAUUUCUCCUAUGGGGAUGGGAUUGAUGUCACAGUCAAUUCGAAAUGCUUACACAGCUGCAGCCAAACAGCCUGAAAUGGGCAGUGAUGAUGAGAAAAAUGAAGAAAUGGUUGCUAAAAAGAGAAAGGAAGCAUCUCCAGAAGAAUGUGAUCAAGCUGUGGAAGGUUUGAGUAGUGCAAAAGCCAAAGCGAAGGCAAAACGGCUGCAAGAAUCUCAUAAGGCUACUAAAUCUAGUCUGCAAAGAGUAUGGGCCACGUUUUUAGGGAUUGGUCCUGCUUUGAGAGCCAUAGCUUCUAUGAGCAGGGCAGACUGGGCCAAGAAACUUGUUCAUUUGAAAGAUGAAUUUAAAUCAACAUUGCAACAUUAUUGGUUGGGUACUAAGCUACUCUGGGUUGACGUGAGGAUCAGUUCAAGAUUGCUAUUAAAGCUUGCUGGUGGGAAGAGUCUCUCUAGAAGGGAGAGACAACAACUAACGCGAACCACGGCUGAUAUUUUUAGGCUAGUUCCUUUUGCAGUUUUUAUCAUAGUUCCAUUCAUGGAGUUUCUCUUGCCGGUAUUUCUGAAAUUAUUUCCCAACAUGUUGCCGUCGACUUUUCAAGACAAGAUGAAGGAGCAGGAGGCAUUGAAAAGGAGGUUAAAUGCAAGAAUAGAAUAUGCCAAGUUCCUCCAGGACACUGUGAAAGAAAUGGCAAAGGAAGUUAAAAACUCAAGGAGUGGAGAAACUAGAAAAACAGCUGAAGAUCUUGAUAAGUUUCUUAACAGGGUUAGAACUGGGGCCCGUGUCUCUAAUGAUGAAAUUUUGGGCUUUGCUAAGUUGUUUAAUGAUGAACUUACUCUAGAUAAUAUCAGCAGGCCUCGGUUACUCAGUAUGUGCAAGUAUAUGGGAAUCGACACAAAAUUAUUCAAAUUUACUUUUACUGAUGCAUAUUUACGUUACAUGCUCCGAAAGAGACUCCAGCGGAUUAAGGCUGAUGAUAGAUUGAUUGAAGCGGAGGGUGUGGAGUCCCUUUCAGAAGCUGAACUUCGAGAGGAGUGUAGGGAGCGAGGCAUGCUUGGAGAUCUUUCAGUUGAAGAAAUGCGCCAACAGCUUCGUGAUUGGUUGGAUUUGUCUCUUAAUCAUUCUCUACCAUCUUCCCUUUUGAUCCUUUCCAGGUCCUUCCUUCUGUCCGGGAGGUUGAGGCUUGAGGAAGUUCUCCAAGCUACAAUCUCUUCUCUGCCCGAUGAGGUUACAGAUACUGUUAGUGUUACAGCUUUGCCAUCUGAAGAUUCUGUGUCAGGAAGGAGAAGGAAACUGGAAUAUCUUGAGAUGCAGGAAGAACUAAUCAAGGAGGAGGAGGAGAAAGAGGAAGAAGAGCAAGCCAGAAUGAAGGAAAGUAAAGCUAGUCAAGAGGAUUUGGCACUUAAAGAGAUGAGUAGUCCAAUAGCAAGAGAAGCACAAGAACAAGCCAGAGAAAGAGCACAAGAAAAACAAGAACACCUAUGUGAACUAAGCCGUGCAUUGGCUGUUUUAGCUUCUGCGUCUUCAGUUAGUAGAGAACGUGAAGAGUUUCUGAGCCUUGUCAAUAAGGAGAUAGAACUUUAUAACAGCAUGGUAGAUAAAGAGGGUACUGGUAGUGAAAAAGAUGCUAUGAAGGCAUAUAGAGCUGCUCGAGAGGAAACUGAGAAUGCUGCUGAAGAGGCAGAAGGUGAUGUCGCUUCGUCAUCACUGAUAGAGAGGGUUGAUGCUAUGCUCCAAAAUCUUGAAAAGGAAAUUGAUGAUGUGGAUGCUGAAAUCGGUGAUCGUUGGCGACUACUUGACAGAGAUUAUGAUGGGAAAGUUACUCCAGAGGAGGUUGCAUCUGCUGCUAUGUACUUGAAAGACGCAUUGGGCAAGGAGGGUGUCCAAGAACUCAUCAGCAACCUAUCCAAAGACACAGAUGGGAAGAUUCUUGUAGAAGACAUUGUCAAACUGGGUAGUAGGGCAGAAGAUGCAAAUACAGCUGACGAUGGGGGUAUGUAGAGGGUACUAUUCCAGUUGUGACUUCUUAUUUUCAGAUUUUGGCAGAUGCUGUUGAAUGGUUCCCUGAACAAAAUAAAUCAUUGCUUCAAAUUCCAACGGUUAAUUUUUUGGGCGUUGGUUUUGUCUCAUAAAUAAAAUGAUAUUAGACUAUUCUAGCAAUCUGAUAGGAAAGACAUGGUUGCUAGCUAGAGCAGUAAAAACGUCAAAGCUGAUAGAUAAAGAUGAUAUAUGUACACAGAACCAAUACCAGGGUUUGUACUUGACAUGAAAAACAAUCUUUGUAGUCUGUAGAUCCUAUAUUAGAUUGUCUUAGAUUGAAAUAAUGCAUCUAUGAUGUUUUACUU